GCGAUGUAAGUGAUAGCGAUUUAGAAAUACGCGUUGAGAGAAUUAGGCUGCUAUACAUGUUCGCACGAUAAGCCACUUCGUUGCGCUAUCAUUUAUGGACAGGUUACUUCUGAAAAAAAGAGCUGUGUAGCCCAGUGGGCCUUACCUGAUAAAAUAAAACAGUGACACAUCAGUGAGUGACAAACCAGGCCCCAUGGAAUGGCCAAACUGCACGACCUUGCUGGAUGCCGCGCGUGGACGUGGUCAGAGCGAGCGGACAGCACAACCAUUUGGAAUGGCGUUGCAUUCGGAGACUACGUUUUACAAUCCCAUGUUCUGGAAACACUGGGAUAUUGGAACGCAGAGGAUCUAUGAAUCAUUUUCUCUUCCUUGAUACUAAUACGUGAGGCGCCUCUGCCCUCUCGCUGCCAUCUAUGACACGCAGCUCGAUAGCGCAGCUCGAGUGGCGGUAGCGCAACUCGAGUGGCGGUAGCGCAGCUCGAGUGGCGGUAGCGCAACUCGAGUGGCGGUAGCGCAACUCGAGUGGCGGUAGCGCAACUCGAGUGGCGGUAGCGCAACUCGAGUGGCGGUAGCGCAACUCGAGUGGCCGCAGCGCGCUCGACGCGAGUUUAUUUUGUCUGCACCUCCAGGUCCGGUCGUGCCAUCUCAAUCGGAAAUCGGCUUACGUUGUGGAAAGAUAAAACAUGUUUUUUUAGCAAGUGUUGGCAGUGCAGUGUUUGUCGGUGUGUCCUUUCGGUUGACCAGUUUAAUGUAGCAACGAUGGACACACAAAAACAUUUAAAUUAACAGCCGCGUGUCGAUUCGAGAGGAAACUCAAUCGGUGCCAUUGAGGACCGCAGCCCCUUGUCGUGGGAGGGUUGGAGCUGGCAGCAGCUCCUGCCUCGUGAGGAUCUGCAGGAGGAGGCGGCAACAUGCGGGGCCGCAGCGUGCUGGAGCACUUGCUAGUGGCGCUCUUCGGCAUGGGCUCCUGGGUGGCCGUCAACGCCCUGUGGGUGGAGCUGCCCGUAAUGGUCAAGGUGCUCCCAGAAAGCUGGGACCUCGCCUCCUACCUCACCGUCAUGGUGGCCCUGGCCAACGUGGGCCCCAUCGCCGUGACCAUCACGCAGCGCUUCGCCCCGGGCCGGCUCAAUGAGCGCGUCCUCAUCCACGUCAUCCAGGUGUUGGCGGUGGUGGCAUGUGCCUGCCUCGCCGUCACAUGGUCCAUGACGGCGCCUGUGUCGGGCCGCACGCACAGCGUCCCUUACCUGGUGCUGGCAUUCGCGCUCUCGUUCGUGUGCUGCACCUCCAACGUCACCUUCCUCCCGCACAUGUACCGCUUCUCCACGGAGCACGUCAAGACCUUCUUCGUGGGUCAGGGCCUGAGCGCGCUACUGCCCUCUGCGGCUGCGUUGGCGCAGGGCGUGGGCGCCGCCGAGUGCGUGAACAUGACGGGGAACGCCUCGGCCCCGGCGUCACACGUUCGCUACCUGGAGGAGCGCUUUUCCGUGUCGGCCUUCUUCUCGGUCACGUGCACCCUGCUACUCGCCUCGGCCUGCGCCUUCGCUGCCCUCGUGCGGCUGCGGCCUGGGGCCCCCGCCGGUGAGGACCUGAACCCGGGGCAGAAUAAGAACGCAAUCCUGGACGAUCGCGAGGAGGAGUCGCAGCUCAAGAGCGACGUGUUAUACGUCGCGUCUCCCGACUCGCUCGCCUCCAACGGAGACGUGCUCGUCCUGCCCGACCACGACAGGGGCCAAGCGGUGCUCACCAAGCGGCAGGAGGAGGGGGAGAGCCUGUGCGUAAGCAGCGUGCUGUACCUACUGACGCUGCUGCUGCUGUCCAACGCGCUCUCCAAUGGCGUGCUGCCCUCCGUGCAGACGUACGCCUGCCUCCCGUACGGUGGCAGCGUGUUCCACCUGAGCGCCGUGCUCAGCAGCAUUGCCAACCCGCUCGCCUGCUUCCUCACCAUGGGCCUGCCCUGCCGGUCGAGCCCCGUGCUGGGCCUGCUGUUUUUGCUGGGCGUGCUGGUGGGCAGCUACAUCAUGACGCUGGCCGUGCUGAGCCCGUGCCCCCCGCUGCUGGGCAAGCCGAGCGGCAGCGUCCUAGUGGUGUUGGCGUGGGUGCUCUUCGUGGGCCUCUUCUCGUACCUCAAGGUGAUGAUCGGCACGGUGCUGCACCAGCGCGGCCACGCGGCACUUCUGUGGUGCGGCGCCGCCAUCCAGGCCGGCUCGGCGCUUGGCGCCCUUGCCGUGUUCCCCCUCGUCAACGUCUACCACCUCUUCACGCCCGGCGACCCCUGCUCCAGCUCCUGCCCCGCGUAGCCCCGCGAAGCCUCGGGUUGCCCCUCGCGACUCUGCGUGACCCCACGUGACCCUGUGCUGCCCGUGACACAGCCGCGAAGCUGUAGCGUGGGCGACCAGGCACGGCAGCGCCGGCCCGCCUCGCGGUGCUGCUGUUGUCUUGCCGCGAGGAUUUUGGUUCAGAACACGGCCGUGGGUUCUCAGUGCGCCCUGCACCUCAGGGUGCGGCUGUGUCGCUGUAAUUUUUUAUGUAGUUGCUGAGCACAGGCCCAAAAUGUUAAGCGGCCAGGAACAAACUGCCCUAUGGGAAUUGUGGUAGGCAAGAGUUGACAUUUCUAGAUUUAAAGCUUUCGUGACUGCAAGGAUCCAUACUCUUUGGUUCUAUUCGGUAAAGUCACGUAAAAAAAAAUUCACGACGUUUCGGC
Molecule: messenger RNA, 2701 nt
Organism: Petromyzon marinus (sea lamprey)
Lineage: Eukaryota; Metazoa; Chordata; Hyperoartia; Petromyzontiformes; Petromyzontidae
Product: solute carrier family 52, riboflavin transporter, member 2
Biological process (GO): riboflavin transport
Cellular component (GO): plasma membrane
Molecular function (GO): riboflavin transmembrane transporter activity
Source: RefSeq, a predicted model, not a curated record